Molecule: messenger RNA, 1054 nt
Organism: Melopsittacus undulatus (budgerigar)
Lineage: Eukaryota; Metazoa; Chordata; Aves; Psittaciformes; Psittaculidae
Gene: MAFA
Product: MAF bZIP transcription factor A
Exons: 1
Coding region: 188-1054 (288 amino acids)
Biological process (GO): response to glucose; regulation of transcription by RNA polymerase II; insulin secretion
Cellular component (GO): nucleus
Molecular function (GO): DNA-binding transcription factor activity, RNA polymerase II-specific; RNA polymerase II cis-regulatory region sequence-specific DNA binding
Source: RefSeq, a predicted model, not a curated record
CCCGACGGAAGGUCCCGGAGCCCGGUUGAAGCCCCCAGCAGAGCCCCGUCGGACGCUCGCGGAGCCCCGUUGGGGCGGCCGGUUACACCGCGGCGAGAGCCCCGGAGCGCGGUGGGAGGAAGCGCCCCGAGUCCUCGGUGAGCGGCGGUGCCCGGGGGAUCUCCCCCCGGUCCCUCCAUGGACUGAGAUGGCCUCGGAGCUGGCCAUGAGCGCGGAGCUGCCCACCAGCCCCCUCGCCAUCGAAUACGUGAACGAUUUCGACCUGAUGAAGUUCGAGGUGAAGAAGGAGCCGGCGGAGGCGGAGCGGUUGUGCCACCGGCUGCCCGCCGGGUCCCUGUCGUCCACCCCGCUCAGCACCCCCUGCUCCUCCGUGCCUUCCUCGCCCAGCUUCUGCGCUCCCAGCCCCGGUGGCCAACCAGCCCCUGGCCCCCCGACCACCACCGCCGCUUCCCUGGGCUCCAAGCAGCAGCUGGAGGAGCUGUACUGGAUGUCGGGUUACCAGCAUCACCUCAACCCCGAAGCUCUCAACCUGACGCCGGAGGACGCGGUGGAGGCACUGAUCGGUGCCCCUCACCAUCAUCAUCAUCACCACCAAGGCUACGAGUCCUUCCGACCUCAGCCCUUCGGUGGUGAGGAGCUACCCCCGGCCGCCCAUCACCACGCCGGUCACCACCAUCAUCAUCAUCACCAUCUGCGCUUGGAGGACCGCUUCUCCGACGAUCAGCUGGUGAGUAUGUCGGUGCGGGAGCUCAACCGGCAGCUGCGGGGCUUCAGCAAGGAGGAGGUGAUCCGCCUCAAGCAGAAGAGGAGGACCUUGAAGAACCGGGGCUACGCUCAGUCCUGCCGCUACAAGCGGGUCCAGCAGCGGCACAUCUUGGAGAACGAGAAAUGCCAGCUCCAGAGCCAAGUGGAGCAGCUCAAGCAGGAGGUGACCCGCUUGGCCAAGGAAAGGGAUCUGUACAAAGAAAAAUACGAGAAGUUGGCCGGCCGGGGCUUCCCGAGGGAGCCCUCCCCAUCCGCCGCCCCCAAACCCACCGCUGACUUCUUCAUGUGA